AUGGCGGGCGGCAGCAAGGCCGCGGCCGCUGUGGCCGUGGUCUUGGCCUUCCUACUCCUCGCCCUCGCCUCGUCAGCAGCCGCCGCCGCGCCCGACAUGUCCAUCGUCUCCUACAACUCGGCGCACGCCGUCCGUGGGCUCGAGCGGACGGAGGCCGAGGUGCGCGCGAUGUACGACCACUGGCUGGCGCGGCACGGCCACUCGUACAAUGCGCUCGGCGAGUACGACCGCCGCUUCCAGGCGUUCUGGGACAACCUCAGGCUCGUCGACGCCCACAACGCCGACGCCGACGCCCACGGGUUCCGCCUCGGGAUGAACCGCUUCGCCGACCUCACCAACGACGAGUUCCGCGCCGCCUACCUCGGCGCCAUCCCGAGCGGCCUGGGCCGCCACGCCGUCGGCGAGAGGUACCUCCACGACGGCGCCGACGCGCUGCCGGAGUCCGUGGACUGGAGGGCGAAGGGCGCCGUGGCGCCCGUGAAAAACCAGGGCCAGUGCGGCAGCUGCUGGGCGUUCUCGGCGGUCGGCGCGGUGGAAGGCAUCAACAAGAUCGUCACCGGCGACCUGGUGACGCUGUCGGAGCAGGAGCUGAUGGAGUGUGUCAGCAUUAAUCUUGAUGCAUGUAGAUAG
Molecule: messenger RNA, 630 nt
Organism: Aegilops tauschii subsp. strangulata
Lineage: Eukaryota; Viridiplantae; Streptophyta; Magnoliopsida; Poales; Poaceae
Product: cysteine protease 1-like
Biological process (GO): proteolysis
Molecular function (GO): cysteine-type peptidase activity
Source: RefSeq, a predicted model, not a curated record